This is a messenger RNA of Harmonia axyridis, 1684 nucleotides long. RefSeq lists its product as uncharacterized. The transcript has 6 exons. Bases 368 to 871 code for a protein of 167 amino acids. The record is from RefSeq and is a predicted model, not a curated record. NCBI's taxonomy places the organism in Eukaryota, Metazoa, Arthropoda, Insecta, Coleoptera, Coccinellidae.
CUUCUCUAUUAGGUCUUCGUGAAGUCCAAGUUUCGCUGUGUUCCCAGUCAGAUGCAUCUCAACCAGCCCAUUCGUAGUGAUGACCAGAGGAAGUAUCGUUAUGUGGUGUACGCUUUUUCAGCGUUGUCGUCGGCCGGUACGGUGAUGUCAACUAUAGUGGCUCGGUUUUCCAUCUUUUCAAGGAUGACAAUAUCAGGCCGGUUGUGCGCGAUUGGCCUGUCAGUUAUCAGUGGAUGGUCCCAAUACACCUUCACAGCAUCAUUUUCCUGAACUUGUUUUGGGCGAUGGCUUGGUGGAAUACUUUUGCCAUGGAAUUGUGCCGAUCAGUGUAUUCCCUGGGAGCGAGCGCGGGGCAAGAUGAUGUGACAUGCUGAAUUGUUUCUGGUGCCUGAGAGCAUUUACGGCACUUAUCACUAGGAAGAUUUCUGCCCGUUAUGUUUUUCUGAUACGCUCUUGUAGGGACCACCUGAUCCUGGAUCGCUGCCAGUCUACCUUCCGUUUCUGGAAAAAGGACCGUUGGAUAUCUUCCGUGAAGUGCCCUGCCAUGCCAAUCCUCGCACAGUUCCUCGAUGGUUGGAGGUUCAGCCGGAUGAUGUUCAGAAGCCAGGUUCAGCGCCGUAAUGCCUUGAUCUUCCCUGGAGAGAGCUUUAUAGAAAGAAUGUCGCAUUCUACUGUGAGGCGAUCCUUAAGUUGUUCUCUGCUGAUGUUUGAUACCGAUGCAAUGUGGAGUGCUCUUUUAAUUACCUUUCUAGAUGGUGAAGUGGUGUUUAGACGAGCUUUCCAUGGAGGGUCUUUUUGUGUUUCCGUCUCUCGUUUCUUUGUUUUUCGUCCUAUGUUGUUCUCUUCACACACUGUGAUGGCUCCGGCAUAGACAAAAUCCACAAUAUCUUCAAGAGUUGAGUUGUUGUUUAUAUGCAUUCUUAUGACUUCGUUUGUUCUUUCCACGCUUUCAAAGAUUUUUCGAGAUCCUCUUAGUCUCGGGAUUCCAGGUCUAUCUUGGGGGGAGAUUUUGCUAUACAAUUGCAAAUAUCUGUUGAAGACUUUGCUGGUGUUUUUUAUCUGAUGGUUUUGUUCAUGUUGGUUUUCUCGAUUGACUUCCUCAGUUUCUGUGAGAUCUUGGGUUGGUGUUGGUGUGUGGGGUCUGUAGCUUCUUUUGAUGUUUGCCAGCUCAACACUUGAGAACUUUGCAUUUUGAAGAAUCCAUCGGACUCUGUUUGAGAGGAGAUUUGGGUAUGAUAUCUUGUUCGGGUUGAUAUCAUUCCACGUUGUAGUGAGUAUCUCUCGGUAUGUUCUGUUGGAAGUUUGUUGAAGAUCCUCUGCUAUAUAAUGAACUCUCAUUAGGAGAAUAUUUUCUUCCUCUGUCCAGCGAGUUCUCCCGUCUCUUCUUGUAAGUUCAGCGGAACGGUUUCUUAUCCCGUCCAAGCUGGUACUUCUUCUUGGUCUUCUCAUUCGAUUCGAAUCUGGGCUUACGGUGCCAUCUUGGGGGGCUGCGCCGCUCGCCCCGCAGCUAUCCCCAUCGGGCUCUACCUCCGGACGGCUCCGAAGAGGGCCAGCCCGCUGCCCUCUACCGCCCUGAUUCAUACUUCUAGUUAUAGGAGCAACAUGAUCAGCGGAUUCCAGGUUGCUAACCUGGAGAUCCGGGGUGACUCGGGUACGCGGGGCCGUCACUCCCCGAAAGCUUACG